UUGGGAUCUAAGAAGAUGGCUGCCAGUCGCAAUCGCUGGAUGGAAUUUCAACCCAUACUGGGAAUGCCAACAUGCCUCCUCAAGUACGGGAAAGUCCAGUCAGACACACAGACAGUUAUACUUGUUAUUCCAGGUGAGUGUGUUUUCUCGUAUCUUGUUAUUCCAGGUGUGUGUAUUUUCCAAAUCUUAUCUUGUUAUUCCAGGUACACUGUACGUCAUGCUGUUUUUGUUUACCAGGCAACCCGGGAGUGAUAGAGUAUUAUGACUGUUUUAUGGAGGAGCUGUACAGGCGACUAGAAGGCCGGGUACCAGUGUGGGGGGUGUCUCAUGCUGGCCAUGUUCAACCCCCAGACGGGAACCAACAGCUAUAUGACAAACUCAGCUAUGAAGUAUGCACGCUAGAAGGGCAGAUCAGACACAAAGUGACCUUCAUCAAGGAGAACAUUCCAGCAAAUGUAAAACUCAUUUUCAUUGGUCAUUCCAUAGGCUGCUACAUCAUUUUGAAAAUACUUGACCAAUUAGAUCACAAGAUAAAAAGAUGCUUUAUGUUGUUUCCCACUAUAGAACGAAUGGCAGCAUCACCAAAUGGGCGUGUUUACACGCCAGCCUUAAAAUACCUCCGAUGGCUAGCCCCAUUUCUAGUCAAAGGUGUCUCAUAUCUACCAGAAAACACAAAACGUUGGUUGAUAGAGUGCCACUUCAAGAAUGAGGACAUACCAUCUUGUACACAGUCUGCAACCCUCAGCUUCAUCUCACCGUUUAGCGUGAGUAACUCCCUGUACAUGGCCCACCAGGAGAUGCAGGCGGUUGACAAGCUGGACGUUCCCCUUCUCACCAGACACAUGCCCAUCCUCAGUUUCUACUUUGGUUCCUGUGACGGCUGGUGCCCGCUGGCGUACGGAGAGGAACUGAGGAGUAGGUUCCCCACUGGAGAUAUCCGCACAUGUGAUCAGGGAUACAGUCAUGCCUAUGUGAUAGACGCUAGCCCACAAAUGGCGGACAUUGUCAGUGACUGGGCACAACCCUUCUUGUGAUAGAACUAUUUAUGUAAAUAAGUGUUACUUAUAAAAGUGUCUGUGUAACUUUCAUAUUCUUUACUUUUAUACUAUUGCAAAAUAUGUACCAAGCUCUAAAGGCCAUUUCAUCAAGAAUUCUAGGAGCCAAUUUUAAUUAAGAAUUUUACAUCAGUACAGUUAUGCUGUCGGGAAUCCCUUCAUUGUAUGAAACAGCACCUAAGCUUCUUGAUGAAAUGCCUUUCAAGACAAACAAAUGUAUACAGAUUUUGAUUCAACAACUUGAGUAAUUCUGUAGUUACCAGGGCCAGACUUUAGCUGAGUUGUGGUCAAGUAUUCCUGCAGAUUGCUAGUGUCAUUGACAGGGUAACACCUCUAGUUUCAUAGUGCAAGGUGUAAUUGUAAAGGUGUUGGUCUUUCUACUAACAUCAACAACAUAUAUACGUCAAAGUUGCUUUGACUCGCUUGCUCUUUGAAGCUCAACAUAUUUAUUUUGGACACUGGCAAUUUAAGUAUGUAGCUUAUUUUUUUUUAUUAAAAACACCAGUCCUUAAAUACAUAAACAACCUAUGGACAUGCAGUGCAAUUUCCAUCAAUAACCUUUCACUCUGGUAGCCAUUUAAAUCUCUUACAUGAAUACAUGUAGUUUGAUAAGUGAUGCACCUGUGUAAUAAAUAGGGAACAAAAGCAUAAAAAGCCAUUAUUGCCAUGACUACCAUGAUAAAGUAAUUUGAUCCGAAUUUGUUCUUGAAAGGUCAAGGUCAUUGGUCGAAGAGAUAUUUUUCAUAGCUUGGCACAAAUGUUCACCACAUCAACAUUAUGUAGCAGAGUAAAUGUUAUCUAAUAAUUAUACAAUGUACAACUGUAUGCUUGUUAUUAUUGAGAUCAGACUAUUUUAAUGAGAAUAAUUCAUGAAGGAUAGUACUAUACUACCAGUGAGUACAUGUAUGUACAUUGUUCAGUACAGUGAAUUAUUGCUAUGAAGGUGAAGUUGUAAACAUGUGUUCAUCGUGCCUUUUAUUUUCGGCUGACAUUUUGCUCAAGUACCGGUACUUUUUAGCUUGACUAGGAGUAUAAGGAGAGCUAUCCUAGUCACCCGAGCGUCGGCGUAACCACUUAUGUUAAAGUUUUUGUAAGCGUUUGUGUUCCACCUCAAAUAUUGACAUAUGGCUUUGAAACUUUGCACACUUGUUCAACAUCAUGCCCCCACCCUGUACACUGGAGGAGGUAACUCUAUGAAGCAUUUUGACAAAUUAAGCCCCUUUUUCAACUUAGAUUUUACGUUAAAGUUUGCGUACCACCUCAAAUAUUUUCAAAGUCCAUUGACAUCUGGCUUUGAAACUUUGCACACUUGUUCAACAUCAUGCCCCAACCUGUACACAGGAGGAGAUAACUCUAUCAAGCAUUUUGACAAAAUUAUGCCCCUUUUUCAACUUAGAAUUUACGUUAAAGUUUGCGUACCACCUCAAAUAUUUUCAAAGUCCACUGACAUCUGGCUUUGAAACUUUGGGCACUUGUUCACCAUCAUGCCCCCAACCUGUACACAGGAGGAGGUAACUCUAUCAAGCAUUUUGACAAAAUUAUGCCCCUUCUUCUACUUAGAAUUUAUGUAAAAGUUUGCGUACCACCUCAAAUAUUUUCAAAGUCCACUGACAUCUGGCUUGGAAACUGUGCACGCUUGUUCACCAUCAUACCCCCUACCUGUACACAGGAGGAGGUAACUCUAUCAAGCAUUUUGACAAAAUUAUGCCCCUUUUUCGACUUAGAAUUUACGUUAAAGUUUGCGUACCACCUCAAAUAUUUUCCAUUCAAUUUAUGUAAAUAUCUCAGCACAUUAUGUAUUGCAUUGAAAUCUAAUUGCCGCCAAUGUUAAAGAUGACUGUUCAGGCCGCAAAUGUUAAAGAUGACUGUUCAGGCCGCCAAUGUUAAAGAUGACUGUUCAGGCCGCCAAUGUUAA
Messenger RNA from Mya arenaria, 2970 nucleotides. RefSeq names its product lipid droplet-associated hydrolase-like. Lineage: Eukaryota; Metazoa; Mollusca; Bivalvia; Myida; Myidae. The coding region runs from base 273 to 1034 and encodes 253 amino acids. The transcript is spliced from 5 exons. Gene Ontology annotation, cellular component: lipid droplet. The record is from RefSeq and is a predicted model, not a curated record. Gene Ontology annotation, biological process: lipid storage. Gene Ontology annotation, molecular function: lipase activity.